Bipolaris oryzae ATCC 44560 is the source of this 3288-nucleotide messenger RNA. RefSeq lists its product as uncharacterized. NCBI's taxonomy places the organism in Eukaryota, Fungi, Ascomycota, Dothideomycetes, Pleosporales, Pleosporaceae. Gene Ontology annotation, molecular function: MAP kinase tyrosine/serine/threonine phosphatase activity; protein tyrosine/threonine phosphatase activity. The record is from RefSeq and is a predicted model, not a curated record. Gene Ontology annotation, biological process: negative regulation of MAPK cascade; protein dephosphorylation. Gene Ontology annotation, cellular component: cytosol; cytoplasm; nucleus. The transcript has a single exon. The coding region runs from base 1 to 3288 and encodes 1095 amino acids.
AUGGUGCAGACUAGUUCGCGAUCGUUUAUGCCCAUGCCCUCGUUCGGCGCUGUAUUCGGGGGAGAACACCACAACAAGGGCCAUGCAGACGGGAAUGGCGUUAAUCUAGUGCGCCCAGCAACAAGCCCAACCACAUCCUCGAGCGCGCCCUUCUCCUCGUUUCACAUUCACACCGAAAGCCGGGAAAGCAACUCGACAACCUCGUCCGACAACUCUCCCACGACUACCAUUUCAACCAUGGAUUCGUCAUCUGUGACCGACCCAUCCCCGGGCGUGUCACCAGAGUCGCCUCUUGGAAGAACACUCGCCCCUUCGUCAUGUGUCGCCGAUUUCAGGUCAAGAAGGACAGAACAGCCGUCUGGAGACUCAAGUACAUUUUUCGAGCUACAGCGCCCAACAACGCCUGCGAAGAAACCACGGAAUCUCAAAAACCUCGGUAUCAACACAGCGUCUUCCCUAAGCAACCUGCGAGCGCACACCCCAGCACCUAUUGCGGUUGCGCCAAAGGAGAAGAAUAGUUCGGCACCUCCAUCACCACUGUUCAUCAAACCGCCGACACCACCCAAGCGAAGACCAUCCAAUCUGAGCCUGACGAUAUCGACACCCGGCAGCACAGACAACAAGCCAGUACGACUCCUCAUACCUUCAACGCCAUCCUUCAAUCGCCCGGCCCUUCGUCAUUUCCAGUCAUCCCCUUCUUUGCCGUUAUGCUCACCAAGUGUAAACCCGUUCGGUGGCAUGCAAUUGCCUCCACGUCCUAUUGUGAAUAAGCCAACUGGUCUUGCCGAAGUUCCCUUUGAAAUGGAGGAAGAGGAGGAUCAAGAGCCGAACUUUGACGUCCCCCAAUCACGUGAGGAAAAGCCAGCAGCAUACCCCAACGGUCCCAUCUGCAUAUAUGAGGCCGGUGUAUACCUCUACUUUGAGCCUACAGCUGUACAGGCCACGACUUUCGAUGUCAUUAUCAACGUUGCAAGUGAAGUCAAAAAUCCUUUUACUGAACCAUCGGGAGAAUCACAAAAGGAUAUCGAUGCCAGACGCGUGGAUGGCCCACCAGCGGAGAAUAUUGACUUUGCUACCCUUUCGCAGAGACCAAAGCAAUCCUUUGGCAUGGGUGACAACUCUCCAACGACACCCAAAGCCACGGCACCAGUAAUGCAGACGAUACAGCCACGCGAGGUUGUCAUCGAUGGCAAGACAUACAAAACACCAGAGUACAUCCAUAUGCCAUGGGAGCAUAACACCGACAUUGUCCCUGACCUCCACAAGCUCGUGAGAAUGAUUGACGAGCGGGUGCAGCAAGGGAAACGCGUACUCAUUCAUUGUCAGUGUGGUGUCAGUCGCUCUGCUAGUUUGAUUGUCGCCUAUGGCUUGUACAAAGAUCCUCAAAUGAGCGUUCAAGAAGCAUACGACAAGGCGAAGAAGCGAAGCAAGUGGAUUGGGCCCAACAUGAACCUUAUCAUGCAGCUUCAAGAAUUCCGCAACAGCUUGCUGAGGCAGAACGAGAGCCGCUCAUAUCACAAUCAAGGCUAUGGUCGACGAUCUGCUGGUCUUCCUUCAGGAUCGAACAAGUACUCUUCGUACGAUCGAGACGGUGGAUCAGGAUCGCGUACUCCGCGCACGGCACCGCUUCCUCCUGACUGCGACAUGACCAUGCAACGUGCUAGCACGGGAAACAUGAUCGCAAUCUCUCCAGGUCCACUGUCUGCGCCCACUGGUGCUUUCUCGCCUGGUUUCCGCAGGUCAUGGGACUCUAGCCCAUUGCAUUUCGAGCUCACAUCCCAGCCGGCCCCGGCCACCACACCAUACGUCGAUCCCAAGGGCCAAGUCGUCCCUAUGGUCUCGGUGACUAGCAAUGAUGUGCCGACCAUACAUACUGAAGAUAUCUCCAGCGGCGAAGCAACACCGCAGUCACCAGACGAUGUCCAACCCCCCUCAUUUCCCAACUUUUCCCGUCAACUUCGAUUACGACCUAACCUUGGUAUCGACGAGGGCGCCUCAUCUAGAACUGAAGAAAGGCUUUUGGCUCCCAUGCAACCAUCGAACUUUGAACCCUUGAGGUCCCCUGCUGUCGCAAGUUUCAACAUACCCACUUUCCCGUCCUACGAUACAGCAGACUCUGGCAUCAUGUCUCCAAUCAAAACAUCAUUUGACAAUUCUUGGCCAGCGGGCUACGAUCUAGACAACGAGGAACCUGAUUCUGCUCCACAGGCAAUGGAUGGCGUAAUCCCAGGAAUUUCACCACGCAGCUCCAAGCUUGACAUGUCUAAAGCUAUGCAGGACGAUGCCAAUGAAUCUUAUGGCCCCUUGUCAUCACACGGCACUUCAUUCCAUCUUGGUCAACCGGCACCUUUCCAGGACCACUAUGACAAUGAUGACGCAAAAUCUCCAGAAAUCGCUUCGCCAGUGAAGACCAAAUUCUCCGAUGAUAUCUUUGCUAGAACUAACGACCGUUUGGAGGAAGAUUUGACGUCACCACGUGCUACCGAGUUCCACAUGACUCCAUUGAAGCCCAGGCUAGGAGACGAGGAUCCCUUUGGCUUGACUUCACCUACUAGAGCGGAUUUCAAUCCUUUCGAUAGGCCGAGCAGUAUUGCCACUAUCAAAGCCCUUGAAUCGGAAGACCGGAGACCCUCGUUCCAGGCCAUCCUACCGCCUGCACAUCAAACUUUCAAUGGCUUCGCAUCCCUGGAUGGCACAGCACAGACGAAUACCAUUUUCGGAUCUCCGGUUCCGCUGAACAUGUCCACAUCGAAGCAAUUCCAGUUAGCCGGACCUCGAGUAGACAGCCACAGCAAUUCACCGGCGAAACAAGUUAUAAACCACGGUGGUGCGCAUACAACGACCCCAUUUGCGCUUCCUAAAGCACCAGCCACCCCGCGGACCCCAAGCGAAACCUUCCUCUCUACUCCCGGAAAGGCCAUUCGAACAAGGUUUUCAUCCCCAAACAUGAGUGAGCAACGGAAACUACAGAAACUGCAAACCGAGAUCCAGUCGAAACUGCCAAGGGCAGCGGUUCCUCGGCAUGCUGCAGACGACAUUGACGCCCUCAUGUCACCCCGUGCAGAAGAAUUCACCAGGAACCCCUUCCGCUUUGAACUGCAGAGCCCUGGUGAGGAUGCAAGCCCGGUUUCAUCAAACGGCACGAUCAAGGAUGGCCGAAACGGCCAUACUGCAUGGGAAGACCCGAUGCCGCGGCACUGGACACCUGAUAAGGCUACUGCUGAUCCUCGAAGUCCCGUACAGACUGGAGUCAGUCCAAUUGUCCGCAACAUUUGGGAUGUGCUAUGA